CACAUCAUUCUCUUGCCUGGAAUCCUAAUCAGUUUAGCAGCAGUACCGCUCCGAAACGCAGUCGUUCAUUCCACAUUUCCGCUCGCCGUAAUCAAAGAGUCCAUUGGAGAGUCGUUUUGAACGAAAAAUGACGUCCAAUGUCGCUCUCUGCAGACCCUCCGCUGCUGUUUUCCACUCAGCAGGGGCUCAUCCUGUCGUGCAUAAGAACUUCAGUGGCCUGAAGGCGAUGCCCGUGAGCCUCGCUGCGUCGCGGAAAUGUGUCGCUCGAUCUCCUGCCAGAUCAUCAGUUUCCGUGCGAGCUGCUGCCGCUGCUCCCACACAUUUCCUCCACAUUGACGACUUCGAUAAGGACACUAUCCUCCACAUUCUCAAUCGCGCCAAAGAAGUGAAAGCGAUCAUCAAGUCUGGCGAUCGCUCCUUCCAGCCACUCAAGGGUCACACCAUGUCGAUGAUCUUCACCAAGCCGUCCAUGCGCACGCGAGUGAGCUUCGAGUCGGGCUUCUUCCUGCUGGGCGGCCACGCGCUCUACCUGGGGCCCGACACCAUCCAGCUGGGGAAGAGGGAGGAGACGAGGGACAUCAGCAGGGUGAUCAGCGGUUAUAAUGACAUCAUCAUGGCUCGGCUGUUCGCACAUCAGGACAUAUUGGAUCUGGCCAAGUACUCGAGCAUCCCCGUGGUGAACGGACUCACGGACUACAACCACCCAUGCCAGAUCAUGGCGGAUGCCCUCACCAUCAUCGAGCACCUGGGGCAGAUCGAAGGCAUGAAGGUCACCUAUGUAGGCGAUGGCAACAACAUUGUGCACUCCUGGCUGCGCCUGGCAGCAGUCAUCCCCAUGCACUUCGUCUGCGUCUGCCCCGUGGGUUUCGAGCCCGACGCCGCAACUGUGGAGCGGGCACGAGCCGCAGGGAUAAGCACAAUAGAGAUCAGUAAUGACCCUGUGGAGGCGGUUAAGGGCAGCAAUGUGGUUUACACGGACGUGUGGGCGAGCAUGGGGCAGAAGGAGGAGGCGGAGAUGAGGAAGACAACGUUCCAAGGCUUCCAGGUGGAUGAGGCAAUGAUGGCACGGGCCGGCAAGGAUUGCCUGUUUAUGCACUGCCUACCGGCGGAGAGAGGGGUGGAGGUGACGGAUGGAGUUAUUGAAGCUCCUUACUCCAUUGUUUUCCCGCAAGCUGAGAACCGCAUGCAUGCACAAAACGCCAUAAUGCUGCAUUGCCUGGGGAAGUAGAUAGUAAAAAAGUGAUUGCCUGGAGAUUACACAAGAAUUGUUAGUAGGUUUGAGGUUAUAUUUAUAGUGAGUUGCAAGAUUUAGCAGGUCUUAAGACUUUCAACUUUCAAACUACUUGCAAAACUGCCUACAAAAACUGUUUACCACA
Molecule: messenger RNA, 1376 nt
Organism: Closterium sp. NIES-67
Lineage: Eukaryota; Viridiplantae; Streptophyta; Zygnematophyceae; Desmidiales; Closteriaceae
Source: the annotation of a GenBank genome assembly